Messenger RNA from Anneissia japonica, 2305 nucleotides. RefSeq names its product monocarboxylate transporter 14-like. The transcript has 6 exons. Gene Ontology annotation, biological process: transmembrane transport. Bases 482 to 1684 code for a protein of 400 amino acids. NCBI's taxonomy places the organism in Eukaryota, Metazoa, Echinodermata, Crinoidea, Comatulida, Comatulidae. The record is from RefSeq and is a predicted model, not a curated record. Gene Ontology annotation, molecular function: monocarboxylic acid transmembrane transporter activity.
CUUGUUCUUUAAAGCGCAAACGAAUUAUUUAUACACAUCACUGUACUUUGAACCAACAUGAAGACCCAUCAACAAGCUAAUAAGUAAACCGUUUUAGAUAUCUUUCGAAAAAUUGUUAUUAAAUUCAGACUGGAUUUCAACUUCAACGUGAUAUCGGUGCCACGGAUAAUGUACUAGUCUCAGUUUGUGUACUAUAUCCUUACGUGAUUUUUCGUCAACUGAUUGUCAUUUGUAUUCAUGUCUAUAAAAUUGCAGCGUAUUGAAGUUAAACACAUCGGAGUAAGAAUGGAAUGGAAAUCACUACCAACACUGUUUGGUAUACUGGCCGUCAUCUUGUUCAGUGUCGGGACUGCUGGACCAUGUUUAAGCUUCUUUCUAGUAGAUUUCACGAUUGCCUUAGAAAAUAGUUCAGCAACAGUCGGCAUGACGCAAAGUUUGUAUUUUGGCGCCGUUUUACUUCUUGGUGUUAGUGUUAUGAGCAAUGCACAUUAUUUACUUAUAUAUAGGCCCGUUGGCAGUUAUAAUGUCCAAACGGUACGGUGAUAAAGAGACAAUAAUCGUUGGAUGCGUUAUGGUGUCAGGUGGAUUAAUGAUGACAUCACAGACGACAAGUGUAUGGCAGUUAUUUAUCUCACAUUCAUUAAUAGCAGGUACUGGUACAUCGUUGGUAGUAUCAAGCAUCGUCUUCAUCAUAGGACACCAUUUCAGUUGUUCGGCAGUAUAUUUAGGGUUUAUGUACUCUGGAUCGGCUUCCGGCAUGUUGUUAACGCCAAUAUGUUGUGCCCAAUUGAAACGUUUUCUCGGCUUCAGAGGAACAAUUUUGGUUUUAGGGGCACUAUCUAUGAAUUCUAUACCAGUUUCCCUUUUUGUAUUCAAACGAUACUCCAAAAAGCAUGGGCAAUCAAAACGGACUGAAAGUCCCGCUAUAGCAAUGACAGACGAAUGCGUAGGUUCGGUUGUCGAUCAAAAGAUUAUACGAAACGAGAGCGAUGAUGACACAAACAGAAGAACACUCUCAUCGGAAAUGUGCCGCUGUGUACACGGAAUCUCUACUUUGUCUUUAUUCCUGGAAAAUAAAAAUCUUAUCUUGCUUACCAUCGUUCGUGCUCUUACAGAGUAUGCCUACAUAGGCUUCUUCAUCCAUUUCACUGCGAGUUUGAUCUACAAAGGAGUACCUGAGCAAGAGGCGGCGUUUGCGUUAGGGUCAUUUGGACUUGGUAGCUUGUGCGGCCGACUAACUGCGUUCCUUCCAGAAUAUAUACAUCUCUGGAACAAGAACAGUACCUUCAUUAUGGCAAUGUUGAUUGUAGGAACUCUAAUGAUUGUUUUUGAUUAUAUACGAACCGUAUAUGUUACUAUCAUGUCUGCGGCGUUAAUUGGAUAUUUCAUUGGGUGGUACCUGAUACUGUUCCCGGCUUUAGUCAGAGGUUCUGUAUGUAAGGAGCGAUUUAAAGAUGCCUAUGGAGCUAUCAAUAUACCUGCAGGCAUUAUAUGUACAUUUGCUGGAUAUACAGUAGGGCUGGUUUACGAUAUUAGUGAAUCGUACAGAUUAUCUUUCUUCAUUGUUGGAGGAAUCUUUGUAUUGAGCUGUGUCCUAAUGACCAUUGCAAAUAUUGUACCAAAGUUACAGAAACAGCGUCUUUUAACUAAUGAAAAGACUAUUAGGCUGAGGUCUGCAAUAUAGCAAAAUGGAUGGAACAAAAUGCACGAAUGGAACUACAAAUGCACAAAGGGAAAUUAAUUUCCACGAGUUCGGUAAAUAUCGGUCUGUUUUACAUGCAAAUACAAUUGGUAAAUUUAACUGAACCCAAAAUAUCCUUCUCCGAACAUUGUGGUACAUAAACUCAUAUUUGAAAGACCGUACAUUUGGUUUCAAUGUGAUAAUAUUAACGAUUGUACGCAGAAACACGACAAAACACUCUAAACUUUGAUGUUAAGGUGUCUUCUAAAAUAUUUUUGAUCAUCUUCUAUUCCUAUGAUUCGCAGGAAAUUAUUAACGGUGUUUAGAAUAAAAAUUUCCAUUCUGUCAACUGACUGAUCACAAUGUUUUACUGUUAGGGUUAGGAAAAACGUGCAUUGUUCCACAAACAUGCGAGGGUGAGACCGGCACUAGUAUUUAGUAACCGGGACUGAGAGCAAAUGGAAAAAUUCAACCGGCACAAAAUGUGUGUAAUUAUGUGUUUAAUUAAAUUACACUCACAUAAUAUGUGGAUGUGGAAAAUCGAAAUUUUGGAUCCCGAAAUUAGGAAUGCGGCCUGUUUUACACCGGUUAUCAACCUAUUCUUACUUAACACUUCCAAAUCAC